Molecule: messenger RNA, 798 nt
Organism: Parnassius mnemosyne (clouded apollo)
Lineage: Eukaryota; Metazoa; Arthropoda; Insecta; Lepidoptera; Papilionidae
Source: the annotation of a GenBank genome assembly
AUGCCAUUGAACGCCGUGGGAUGGACUACAGAAGAGGACGAGAGACUUGUUGAAUUAGUGAAACCACAGACAUGUUUAUAUAAUUAUUUUGAUCCCUCAAGAAAGAAUAUUCUCGCUCGAGAAGCAACAUGGCAAGAAAUAGCUCAAGCCCUGUCUAAACCAGUUGAAGAAUGCAAAAAACGCUGGCGUGGCCUCCGUGAUGGCUUCAUGAGAAGCAUGCGAAUGGGCACUAUACACAAGACAAAAGCCAACAUUUUUGAGAAAUUGCAAUUCUUAGCUGGCACUAUACUAGAUAAUUCAGAAGAUAUUGAAAAGGAGUCAAAUAAAAUGGAUAAUGAAACAAUAGAAGAGGAGACAAUUCUAGGAUCAGUGAGUUCAGAGCAAGUUAUUACUGAUAAUCAGGAAUACUAUGAGAUUACAGUUGUUGAUGGUCCACCAGAGACUCAGGUUAAGCAGAAUGCUUUCAUAAAAAUAUUACCAAAGGUGGAGCAGAAUACUGGGGAGCCACCUAAAAAAGUGAGCAGACGGGGUGCAGGUAGGAAAAGAAAUAUGCCUGCCCCUACAAAUGUACCUCCAGUUAAGAUACUUCCAAAACCACUAAUUAUGAAUGGGCCUAAAACCUACGUGCGAUAUGUGGAAGACCCAAAAACCACAAAAUCUCCUGAACAAAGGAGCAUGGCUGCUAGUGUUAAAAAAUUACAACCAAACUUAAUUCCAAAAGUGAAAAUGGAAGUGUGCAAUGUUAUAGCCAAAUAUGAAAUGCAAAGUUUUGACAAGAAUUUUCAGAACAAUAUGUAA